This is a messenger RNA of Orussus abietinus, 2570 nucleotides long. It is a transcript of the gene casp, whose product is annotated as FAS-associated factor 1. Bases 301 to 2304 code for a protein of 667 amino acids. The record is from RefSeq and is a predicted model, not a curated record. Gene Ontology annotation, molecular function: ubiquitin binding. Gene Ontology annotation, cellular component: nucleus; endoplasmic reticulum. The transcript has 12 exons. Lineage: Eukaryota; Metazoa; Arthropoda; Insecta; Hymenoptera; Orussidae.
GGUGACUCGACUUUGGGUGCGGAAUGCAUCACGAAAUCGCACCUUAAAGUACACAGUCAUGUUUUCUGCAUUUGUUUCAACUGGCAACUGAUCGAGAGUGCGUACUACUCAUCUGCUAACCUCGUUCAGGCAUCGCAAAAGGAAAAAGUAAACAGUAUUCGCAGUACGCACGUUGUGUCUUGAGCUGCACGGCGUUCAUGGAUUGUACCGUUGUGCGUGUGAUUCGAGAAGGUACACCAAAAUAAUAGAAGGAAUCCUUUCGUACGACAAUUUCUUCUCUGUUUGUGAACAUCUACUGACAUGGCUGGUAAUCGGGAGGUGAUUCUAGCCGAUUUUCAGGCAUGCACAGGAAUCGAUGACGUUGGUGAAGCCAUUCUGCACUUGGAAGGCACAAAUUGGGACUUGCUGGCUGCAAUUCAUAGUGUCAUGCCACAAGAUUCCCAGCAGCUGCCAUCAGAAAUGAGUCCCGAUAUUGAAAUGAUAGAAGAAAUUCGAGGGAAUCAACCUCAACAACCGCAACAAUCUUUCACAUCAGAAGUAUUCCUUCAAGCACCAACAAACUCAAAUACUACUAAGGUAAAUGUUACAGAGGUAGUAAAACCAGGAACCAGUAAACCAAAAUGCCAUAAAGUUCCAAGACUGCUAACAUUUAAUGUUAACUAUGAUAAUCGUGUGGUCAAGAUCGAAAUCUCAGAAACUUCCACAGUAGGGGAUUUAAAACAUUUAAUAUGGGAGCUAACAAACAAAGCAGUAUGUCAGCAAGAAUUACAGGGAUGGAAAACGGAACCCCGUUCGAAUCUUACCGUUUUACAAACGCUUGAUCUACCUUCAGAAAAUACACUCCAUAUUGUAUCCAAUCCAGCCAUGGAAGUUGGAGAUUCUGCUUCAGAUAGUGUGACAUUGUCAGAUCGACUAGCUCAAACGUACACAUUAAAUGUAAAAGAUGAAGUACAUAACAAAAAAUACAGACUUCAAUUUCGAGGGACACGAACUGUACUAGAAGUGAAGUCGGAUAUCUAUUCAUUGAUAGAUGUACCUGUGCGAAAUCAACAAUGGAAGGGUUGGCCUAGUACGCUAAAAGAUGACAAAGUAACUUUGGCACAGAGUGGAAUCAAUUUUCCAGAGCAUAAUUUAUCAGUAGGCAAAAUACCCUCGAAAGAUAAAAAAGACAUAGUGGACUUAGUGGAUAGUGAUACAUCUGAAGAAGAACAAGAAGAUGGAGAAGAAUUUGAAGAUGCAACUGAAUCUUUUAAUGUUGAAGAUGAUAUAUUCAUUGAUCAUAUACCGUCUACCAAAAUACAGCGGUUAAUCCCAGAUAAUGUAGAGGAUGAAAUAGUGGGAACGCUGCAUUUCGUAGAACAAUUUGAAAAGAGAUAUGGACCUGCUUAUCCUGACUUCUUUGUUGGCACUUUUGAAGAUGCGAUAAAAGAAUCUUGCUUAAAACCCGUAAAGGAGAGAAAAUUACUAGCUGUAUAUUUGCACCAUGAUAAUAGCGUAUUAGCAAAUGUCUUUUGUACUCAGCUGUUGGGCUUUGAAACAGUUUUGCAGUUGCUCUCCACAUCAUUCGUCGUUUGGGGUUGGGAUAUCACUCAUGAGUUUAACAAGAAUAUGUUUUUGUAUUCCGUAAAUCUAACGUUAGGGUCAGCAGCAGCCUCGACAGUGAGAAAUAUCGACGUAGAUACUCUACCCGUUCUUAUAAUUAUAAUGCGGUCCAGAUCAAACACUGAAAUAUUUACUAUAGUUCACGGAAACAUAGGAGUCAAUGAACUUAUGACUAAUUUAGUUCAUGCUGUCGACGUUUUUCAGGAACAAAGGCGAACAGAAAUUGGCAUUGAAGAAGAAAGACAAGCAAGAGAAAGAGUAAAGCAGGAGCAAGAUAAAGCUUAUCAAGAAAGUCUAGCAGCCGAUAGGGCAAAAGAGGAAGCAAAACAGAUACAAGAACUCAUUGAGAAACAAAAAAAGGAGCAGGCUGAAAGCGCAAGAUUAGCUGAAGAAGCGAGAAAAGAAGCCCACAGACAAGCGGUAGAAUCUAGUUUACCACCUGAACCUCAACCUGGUGUUGGAGACGGUGUGCUGAAAAUAAAAGUACGACUGCCGGCCGGGAAAUUUUUGGAACGAAGGUUUCAGGCUGAUACGCCUCUUCAGACUCUUCUGAAUUUCCUCAUUGUCGAAGGUUAUCCUACAGAAGAGUACAAAGUUUUAUCCAGCUGGCCACGAAGGGAUCUAACGUCCAUGGACUCUAAACUCACUCUUAUGGAACUGAAAUUCUGCCCGCAAGAAACCGUGAUCCUAGAGGAACGAUAAGUCACUUGUAAUUAAAUUCGAACGUAGAAAUUAAGCGUCGCGAUAUUCUGAAAACGUAUUUAUUUAAUAAUUUUCGAUAUAGUCAACACAGUUAAUACGAAUUGUCUGUUCAUUACGCAAUUACAUUUGUACGCUGUACUUUUUUCAUGCGAUUACACCACGAGACAGAUGUAGUUCUAUUUUAUAAAGAAAAAAAAAAGAUCCUUUUUAUGCGCGUGUACUGUACGUUAUAAAUCUCAAAAAAUAAAUUAAACCGUGAAAACCGA